This is a messenger RNA of Stylonychia lemnae, 1188 nucleotides long. Lineage: Eukaryota; Ciliophora; Spirotrichea; Sporadotrichida; Oxytrichidae. The record is from the annotation of a GenBank genome assembly.
AUGGGUAAUUGUCAAUUCAAGACUGACAACAUUAAUGACUAGCAAAAGCAAGUAGUCAUAUCCAAGAAUCAUUUCACCUUCUUAUACUGUAUUGGUAAGGGCGGCUUCGGCAAAGUCUGGAAAGUGAUUAUGAAGAAGAACAAUACAUACUAUGCGAUGAAGGAAAUGGCAAAGGCUAGAAUCAUCUCGAAGAGAAGUGUAGACUCGGUUCUUAAUGAGAGAAUCAUCCUGUCAGAGCUCAAGAAUCAGUUUUUGGUGAACAUGUACUACGCCUAUUAGGAUCGAGAAAAUCUUUAUCUGUGCAUGGACUUACUUACAGGUGGUGAUCUUAGGUAUCAUAUAAAUAAAAGAAGAAGGUUUUCGGAGGAUUAAACUAAAUUUUUUGUCUGCUGUUUGCUUUCAGCGUUCGACUAUAUACACAAAAAGAGUAUCAUUCACCGAGAUAUUAAGCCCGAAAACAUAGUCAUAGAUAGUAAUGGCUACCUGAGAGUCACUGACUUUGGCAUAGCUAGGUAUUACAAGAAAGAUAAUUCCAGAGAAACAAGUGGUACUCCGAGUUACAUGGCUCCUGAAGUAUUAUGUAAAUAAAACCAUACCUUUGCUGUAGACUAUUACGCACUUGGAGUUAUUGCCUAUGAAUGCAUGAUGGGCCGAAGACCAUAUUCAGGAAAGUCGAGAUAAGAAAUUAGGGAUUAAAUCUUGCAAAGGCAAGUUUAGAUAAAAGAGGUAGAUAUUCCUCAAGGGUGGAGUUUGGAAGCUGCUGAUUUUAUUAAUAAAUUAAUCUAGAGGAAGUGUUACAAAAGACUUGGAUAUUAUGGAAUCAAUGAAGUCAAGAGGCAACCUUGGUUGAAGGAUUUCGACUGGACAAACUUAAAUUCAGCCACCACACCAUCGCCAUUUAUCCCUCCUAAUGAGGAUAAUUUUAGUUAGAAAGUUGUAUCUGAGGCGUUUCGAGAUGAAAAUGAAGAGAAAUAUAAGGAGAGUCUAUUAUUGAUUGAAAAACCAAGAAUCUAGUCUUUGUUUGACGGAUAUUACUAUGACUAUUCGUGUAACUAUCCUCAGAAGGAUAUACUUACCAAAGAAAGAAUUGCAGAUAUAGAUAAAUCAAUGAUUGAAAUCCAAGAAGAGCAGUAGAAUUUAUUGUAAACAAAAAACACUCUAUAUGUUCCGGCUGUAGUUGCUAACUGA